CUGAAAGAAAAACAUUAGUUACAUUUUUAUUGUAAUAUACACACCGAUUGUAAUUCUAAAAAAAAAAUUCAAGUAAAUCGAUCGGAAGACGUGGGUGAAACUACUACAAGCGCGAGUAAUUUUCAGCUGCGCAGUAAAAAAAGCUGAAGAAAUCUACACACUGUCACCUGGCUUAAUUGUAGGAAUAAACAAACACAUCCAAUAUGACAAAUAUGCGGCCACCGCAGAAAUCCAAGUUGCUGAAGGUCGUAAUAUUAGGCGACGGGGGUGUCGGAAAAUCCGCCCUCCUCACUCGCUUCGUUUCGAAUCGGUACGAGGAAAACAAUUUCCACACCAUCGGCGUGGAGUUUAUGAACAAGGAUAUAGUCGUCGACGGGGAGCGCUUUACAUUGCAGAUAUGGGAUACGGCUGGCCAGGAGCGAUUCCGGGCCUUGCGAACACCCUUCUACAGGGGAUCAGACAUCUGCCUGCUUUGCUACGCCCUCGACGAUCGGGACAGCUUGAAGGGAUUGGGUCUGUGGCGGAACGAGUUCCUCAACUACGCAGACGUGGACCAGGACAAGUUUCCCUUCAUCGUGGUGGGAAAUAAGAACGACAUUCCAGAGCAGAAGCGACAGGUGAGCUUCGAGGCAGUGCAGCAGUGGUGCGCGGAGCAGAAGAUCGCCUGCCACAUCACGACGUCCUCGAAGGCGGCCACCAAUGUGACGGAUGCCUUCGUCCUUGGCCUCCGCCAGUGGCGGCACAUGGAGUGCGUGGCGGAGGCGGAGCUGCGCCAGCAGGGCGACACCAUUGACCUCACCAGCCCCAUUCGCCUCGUGCAGCGUCGCAUCUGUUGCACGGGCGGCGGAGGGGGCGGUGGCGAGGGGCAGGACACGAGCGAUGCCGCCAUGCAAAGUCCGGGAAAGAAAUUGUUCGGACCAAAGCGCAACGCCGCCAAGGCGCCAGCCACCAAUUACAGGCUAUGAGCAGACAGACUGGAGCUGUCAGGGAACUUACGCUUAAUUUAACCACUUACCCCGCCGGGUUGACCUUCGAUUCCAAUGCAUUCCGCUAUAUUCCGAGGGGGGAAAGUGCCUCAGACCAAAAAGUAAUCCAGCUAAAGCGAUUACCCUGAAGUUGAUGAUAUUCUAAAGAAACUUUGUUUUUAAGCGAACUACUUAAGACGAAACUAGGUUAUAUUAUACCAACGAAUACUUUUCUGAAAGAUUUUUGUUAAAUUAUUAAAACAAUUAUUUUGUUUUCUU
Molecule: messenger RNA, 1244 nt
Organism: Drosophila takahashii
Lineage: Eukaryota; Metazoa; Arthropoda; Insecta; Diptera; Drosophilidae
Gene: Rab9
Product: RAS oncogene family member Rab9
Biological process (GO): retrograde transport, endosome to Golgi
Cellular component (GO): lysosome; late endosome; phagocytic vesicle
Molecular function (GO): GTPase activity; GTP binding
Source: RefSeq, a predicted model, not a curated record